Messenger RNA from Nymphalis io (European peacock), 2129 nucleotides. RefSeq lists its product as uncharacterized. The transcript has 6 exons. NCBI's taxonomy places the organism in Eukaryota, Metazoa, Arthropoda, Insecta, Lepidoptera, Nymphalidae. Gene Ontology annotation, biological process: arachidonate secretion; phospholipid metabolic process. The record is from RefSeq and is a predicted model, not a curated record. Bases 142 to 1812 code for a protein of 556 amino acids.
AAGAAAUUAUUGUAAACAAGUUUGAAUAUUAAGUGUUCGGUGCUAAAAUUGUGGUUUAUGAUUUGUAGUGACAAGUGAAGACGGAGAACGGCUUUACAGUUAGAUGAAACAAUUAAAAUGUACCACAGCGUGCGGUGAAAAAUGAAGUUUGAAAUAAGUGCCAUAAUAUUAUUAAGUUAUUUAGCAGUUGCAUUGUCUAAAUCAUUUGAUAUACAAAAAUUUAAUGAAAAAACUGAAAAUGACAUUGAUAAUGAUAUAAUUGACUUCGAUGAUGAAUAUUCUGUUAAAUAUGAUAAGAAAUAUGAAGUGCUUCCGUGGCAUUCAAGCGAUUUCAACAAAGAUUCAUAUAAGUACACUGUUCUAAGAGAUGUGGACACAGUUAAAGGAACAGACGAUAAAGGAAAUGAAAGAGUUAGAGAAACCGAAAAACAAACUACUGUAAGUCCGUUUAAUGAACCCAUCGAAAUAACGACUGAACUUAGUGCAAUACCGAUAGAAUUACUAAGUACAACUGAAAAUUCUUUUAUUACAAUCGCAGAAAGUUCACCAGAACCUGAUUUAACUGUUAUUCCUUUGGUCACUACAGAAAAAGUUCCAGUAGAUAUUAUAAUAAACCAAACAGUCACCUUACCAGUAUCGACAGAAGUACCUGAAGAUGCAAAUUCGACUACAGUGUUCUAUGAAAUGACAACAAGAGUUAUAAUUACAAAUGAAACAACUCCAGAGACUUAUACGAACAGAAUUACCAAUGAAUCACAAUUUAACUAUACAAUUGAAUCUGUCACAGAAAGUCCAGAUAUAAAAUCUAUUGAAGAGAAUAAAACAGAAGCUGUGGUAAUUAUUAAAAAUGUAACAACUAAAGUACUAAAUAUAACUAGUGAUGUUCAAAAUAGAACAGUUAAUCGAAAAGAUAGAGACAGUAAUGAAGAAGUUCCAAUAUUUACAGAACUGGAUGUUGAAGAUUUGACAGAGGUUCCUGAAGAUUAUUACGAUACUAAGGAUGUUGUUCCAACACCUGCUCCCAAGACAGAUGCUCUUUCAGUUAUAUUUGGUUUUGCAGGGAGUGUUGUUGAGAGCGUAGUGGAAACUGUAGCUGAAAGAGUUGUACCGAAAGGUUUAUACGAUUUAUUUAAAAGAAUGCAAAGACAAAGCGAGUUAUUAGAAGCUGAGAAGUUGAGGAGUCGAGAAGAAAAUGGAGGAAUAGGUCAAUUCACGCGUGGAGUGAUCAAGACAAUAUCCUCAGGUUUGAGUAGACCCCUUAGCCAGCUAAUGGCUGGCGCCAGAGAUAUUGGUUCCUUGGACAGCGACCAUGGCUUCAUCAGUAGCUUGGCUUCUGGCGUAACUAGUGUUGCAAAUGUCGCUAAUUCCAUGGUCGAUGUAUUUAAGGAUAGAGUCCAAGCGAUUUAUCCUGGAACGAUUUGGUGUGGUGAUGGCCAUUCAGCCCAGGCUCGUUCUGGAGAUCUGGGUCUGUUCUUCUUCACCGACACAUGCUGCCGACAGCAUGACGCCUGUAAAAUGUACAUCUCAGCUGGUGAAACUAAGUUCGGUCUCACUAACACAGGACUGUUCACGAGAUCUCACUGCAGUUGCGACGCAAAGUUUCGCGAGUGUCUCCGAAAGACCAAUUCACUCGUGUCAGCGCAGAUCGGUCUCACCUAUUUUAACGUGCUGGGCCCACAGUGCUUCAGGAAAACACACCCUAUCGUCCGCUGUGUGAGACGUACCAGAAUAACAGGCCUCAAGUGUGAAGAAUAUGAAUUGGAUUACACGAAACCGAAAAUGUGGCAAUGGUUUGAUAACGAAACUUAUUAACAACAUUAAAAGCCACGUAAGACAAAUUAUCCCACGCGAACGUGUAUAUAAAAAGGCGUAAUUAAUGAUACUCAAACUGGUUUAACGAGCAAAAUUCAACGUUAUUAGUUAAACUUUAAGAACAUAACUUCAAUCUUAAGCCUUAUUAACUUAUGUAAAUACCAACGAAAAGCCUUUUUAGAUUAAAGAAAUAACUAUAUUCGCAUCUGCUGUAUAGAAUAACUAUGUAAAGUUUUAAUUUUUUUCCAAAAGGUGUUAAAUUUGUGAUAAAAGUAUGGCCUAUGACCAGUGAUUGUAAAUAUGAAAUAUUUCAUGAA